CGCCUUUCGCACUUCCAGCAACGUCUCUGGUUUUGCAUUCUUUGAUUCUCAGUUCAGCUCUCUGGAAGCACCACCGCUACUGCCAUGGCUACUCUCAGCAAUUACGCGGCGCUACCGUCUUUAACCAUCCGCCGAAACGCCUCUUAUCCACCUUCCUCCACAAUUCGCCUUCAGAUAUGGUCGCCAAGGACCCCGAAAUUCCUCAAUUCCUCGUGUUCUCCACCGCUUCGUCGCAGCUCAUCGAUAUUUUGCAGCACUGCUUCGGAGCAGACGGAAAAUGGAGCGCCGGUUAGCAUAGUAGCUAUCGUUGGGGAAGGAAGCAUCAGUCCGAUGAAGUCCGCGUCUUGGUAUGACGUCAUGCUCCAUACUGCAAAAAAGCUGAAGUGGGUGGAAGAAACGUUUGAAAUGCUGGUGUUUACUGAUCGUAUCUGUCGGGCUGAGGAUGAGUGUCGGGAGGCAUUAAGCAGGGCAAACAUUGCUAUCAUUGUUGCCGUUUCAGAUCAAGAAUCUGUUAACUGGAUUCAGGCCAAUUGCGAGUAUGUCCCAAAUGUGGUAUCUUUCGAUUCAUCUCCAUCUUUAGCAAACAAGUUGGGUGGAUCCUUAAUCCAACCCAAAACCUCCAGAGAUAUAUUCAGUAAGUUACCUCUUCUCCAGCCGAAGACACAAAAGGAAUCCGAGGAAGUGGUUCGAUCCGUAUCCGAGGCUUGGGACAGACAUAACACUGAUGAUAUAAGGUUCUGUUUGUUAGUUAUAACAAAUGCAUAUAUCAGACCCGUCCCCAUGUUGAAGAACCUAAGGGCAAAAGGUUUCUCCACACUGAACUGUAUGGUAAAGAAUUGCGGGCCGCAAAUUCUCAACUGUUUACUUGAUCAGAAUUGUAGGAAAGCUCUACAAUGCUUGAAUAAAUGCAGCCCUGUGGAUCAGGUGUGCAAUUAUCGAUGCAUUGCUUCGUACGAGAGUCGAGAGCUUGAGGAAUUUUCUCUCUGUGUGCUGCAGAAGAAUAACUGCCUUGAAUUGGAUGCAAGUAUUCCCGACAAACCACAAGUUUCCCCAAUGCCAAAGUUUCAAGGUGAGACGCUUGAUUUUGAAACAGCCGAAGAUCUUUUUAUAGGUUGGUUAGGAAGUUUGGAUUGGAGCUGGCGUGUGGUAUGUGGGCAGAACCCGGCAUACGACCAAUUCCCAUGUCAGUAUCAGCUGUUCUAUCGGGGCAAGGCAAAGGGAUCGUUCUGGUAUGAGCCGGUCUUCCAGGUGAAAACACUCGACGGGGACUUAGUCUGGAGGCGUAGAAAAUACCGUGUAAGGAGAGGUAAGAUCCCGGGAACGUUUUAUUUCAGUGUUUUGGAUAAUGGAGUGGUGUCGAAUGAGUUUUGGACGAUUGUGGAUGUAUGCGACGAUUUGAGCUGGGGAUUGUUUCAUUACCACGGCGCUGCUCGGGUUGCGGGGCAGGCGUACACUGGGGCCGUGGUUGUUACCCCCGAUGGAUUGUAUCCGGAUGCUGCGAGCCGGGGAACGAGAUUGGAGUCUGCAUUGGAUAGAUGUGGGAUUGAGGAGUGGGAGUUGUUUAUGGUUGAUAAUUGUUCUUGCAAAGAUCCCCCGUUGGGGCUUCCGGAGGGUUCGAGGUUGCAUUGUCAGAUUACUACAGCCUAAAGAUUCCUAGUUCAGGUUUCUUUGGAUCAAGAAAUUGCAAUGGAGGGAGCAAAGGGAUUUGAAAUUAGUAGUUGUAAUUCUACAUAUGUUGUUUCUUGUUGUUAGUUUAGAUCUUUUUUAUGUAAAUUCAAGGUUACUGCAUUUGAAAAUUAAUGCAAUUUGCACAUUUGUUAAUAUAACAUUUGAUUUUACAAAUUUAAAGUAACAAUUAUGGGCUUGGAUUACAUGCUGAAAAU
This is a messenger RNA of Andrographis paniculata, 1883 nucleotides long. RefSeq lists its product as uncharacterized. Gene Ontology annotation, biological process: xanthophyll cycle. Gene Ontology annotation, molecular function: violaxanthin de-epoxidase activity. Lineage: Eukaryota; Viridiplantae; Streptophyta; Magnoliopsida; Lamiales; Acanthaceae. The coding region runs from base 85 to 1647 and encodes 520 amino acids. The transcript is spliced from 3 exons. The record is from RefSeq and is a predicted model, not a curated record.